Molecule: messenger RNA, 3057 nt
Organism: Ordospora colligata OC4
Lineage: Eukaryota; Fungi; Microsporidia; Ordosporidae
Exons: 1
Coding region: 1-3057 (1018 amino acids)
Molecular function (GO): lipid binding
Source: RefSeq, a predicted model, not a curated record
AUGGAAGAAUUAUCAAAGACCCGAAGAAGAAAGGAAAAACUAUCUAAGCCUCUACUUCCUGAGGACAUUCCUAGGAGGGCUGAAGAAGUCAACCUGGAUGUUCAUGAGAGGGAUGUUGAGGAGUUCCGCAAUAUUUUGGAUAUUCAACCUAAGAGUGGGGUAUUUUUCUAUAUCCGAAUUCCAGGCCUGAUAUGUGUGGGUGUUCUAGCAGGAUACUUGAUAGGAAAGUUUAACUUCAGUGUUGUAAAUCUGUUUUUUGUUGGAUAUGCGAUUUUCUUUGUGUAUGGCAGAAAGAUCGAAAGAUUUACUCGGAGCCUGAAGUCAUUGGUUUAUCAUAAUGCAAGGAAGGAAAAGGCAAGGAACAAUGGUGAGACUGUUGAGUGGCUGAACUACAUUGCCAGGAAGAUUUGGGAGGUUGCAGAGCCUGUGGUGUCUGCACAGGUGUAUCAGAAUGUGAAUAACGAGCUUUUAAAGGUUACGCCUCCUUUUCUGAAUGGAUUGAGACUGACUGAGUUUACACUUGGAAGCCGCUCUCCAAUUGUAGAAGGGGUUUCCUAUAUCAAUAUGGAUGGACAUGCGCUUGCAGUGGAGAUGGAUGUUGCUUUUAUACCUCUUGAAACAAGCAAGGAUGUUGUGAGGUAUCUUGAGGGAGGCCAGAAGAACUGGAAUUCGAAGAUUCAGCUAUCAGCCAGGGUUGGUACAAAGAAUGGAAUUGGGAUCAAUCUCCCGAUUCUUGUUAAGGAGCUAUUUUUCAAGGGGAAGAUUAGAAUUGCAGCAAAUCUAUUUUCAAAGAAUGUGUUUGUUAAGGAUGUUGAGGUAUGUCUGAUGGAUAUGCCAGAGAUUGACUUUACUCUUGUUCCUCUGAAGACAGUGGAUGUGAUGGAUGUUCCUGGAUUAAGCAGAUGGAUUAGGAGCAUUAUUGGAUCGGCGCUUUCUUCCACGAUUGUGAACCCGAAUUCAAUUGUUGUUGAUGUUGACAAGAUAUCUAAGGAUAAAGGCAAGAUUAUUGGGGUAGUAUGUCUGCAGAUCCUGGAUGUUGAGAAUGAUGGGGAUGAAAGGUUACAGGCGGAGAUUGAUGUUGAUGGUCGCGUAGGAUACCAGACAAGGUAUGUUGGAGGACGUGGGAUUGUGUACAACGAGCACUUUUACAUUCCUAUUGAGAAUGUGGACUCGAAGAUUGGAAUAUCACUGAGAAGCGAAUCGAAGAAUACAAGAAGAAGAAGCGGGUCGAUUUUCCUGAAGAAUCUGCCGCUUGGAAAGAUUGAAGAGUUUUCAAGGAAUGGAAUGUAUGAUCCACGAAGGACGUUUUUCAGUAAAGCCAGACUGAUAAGGGAUGAGCAAACGUAUUCAUUUGCAAACACUAAUAUGCAGUUCUACCCACUACAGGAAAAACGGAGCAAUAGCGGAAUAGUGAAGAUGACGCUUGUUGGAAUUGAGGAUCUUCAAGGCAAUAAGAUGCCGAAGACAUCGAUGUACUCUACAUUUUGCACGGUGAUAGUGUCGCCAAUCAACAGGGAAGAGUCGAGCAUUCCGAUUAGAUUUAUUGAGAAUACGGUGAAUGUAGGUGCUCUGAUGAUGAGUGGGAUUAUAGAUACAAGCGGAGGGAUGAUUUCAGGGAUUCUACCAGGACUUGAAACAACGAGUACAAGGCUGCUGCCAUCUUCAAAAAGUACUUUCUAUGUGUUUGAGUCGAAAAGGAUAUUUGCAACGAACUCACCGCUGUAUAAUGAAAGCUUUAUGUUUUUCUGUAGGGACAUACAGGUUGAUGUGGUAUCGGUGUGUGUGCUGAACGACAAGACAAACGAGGUGAUAGGUCGUGUAUCGAUUCCUGUGAAGGAUAUCCACUUCAACAAGAAGGAGAAGUACAAGUUGAAUGAUGCGCAGAGCGGAAGGAUGGAGCUAGAAUUUUCGAUUGACUAUGUGGACAUGGUUGACAAGGCAGCCAGGUUUAUAGAGUACGAGAGAGUUAUGAAGGUUUCUGUAGACUCAAUGAGCGAGAAGGGUGUGUACUAUGCAAUUGUUGAAACUAAUACAGACUGCUUUAGAAUGGAGACAUUUACAUCUGUUCUACCAGUGAAGAGGGCGGUGCAUGUUCCUGUGCAGAAGCACGAUAGCAUGAAGUUCAGGUUGUACAAGGAGACGAUUAAUGGAGAUGUAUUUAUUGGAGAGGAUAUAAUAAGCUGUAGCGAUGAGAGUAGAGUAGAAGCGCUUCUGUUUGAUGAUCACAUCAGUCUAACACUUAGGAUUGAGAGUGAAGAGCUUAAGAACUACACAGGAGCGCCGGAGGACAAAGAAGGUGUCAAGGUUAUGCAGGCCAGAUUCGGGAAGUUCCAUGGAGCCAACAACCAAGAGAUGUUUGUUGAGUUUAGAAAUAAAUAUGGGGUGAUUAAGGCAUCUGGAUUCACCAGAAGUGGAGAAUUGAAUGAUGUAUUUACAUUUGUAUCUGGAGCAGAGGAGAUAUAUGCAAUAGUGAAGAGUGGAAACCAGUCUUCGAAUAAGAUAGUGGGGAAGUGCAUGAUUCCGAAGAGAAUGCUUAAUGAGAAGGUUGUUUUGAAUGAGUCAGGGCUUUCUGUUGAUAUGGAAGUGCAGAUCCAGGGAUGUUCGUACAAACCUGAGUCGAUGCUUAAGAAGGGAUAUCUUGAGGUAUAUAUCAAGAGCGGAAAGUAUAUUCGACCAGCAGUACAGGGCAGCUCUGUGGACACAUAUUGUAAGAUCCUGAUUAAUGAGGCAAAGGUUUACUCUACAAAGCCUGUGCGUAGGAGCACGAAUCCUGUCUUCAAUGAAUCAUUUAUUAUGGAGAUAGACAAGACGAAGGAUGUCCUUGGGAUCCAGAUAUGUGAUUAUAAUGUAUCUGAGCGGAACUCGCUGCUCUGCUAUACGGAGUUUUCUCUGCACAACCUAGUUGAAGGCUUUAGCGAGAUGGAGCUUGAGAUUUUUGAUGCAAAGACGUUCCGAUCGAUUGACUCCAAUGUUUCUAUUGGAUUCAAUUUCUGUACAGAUCACAAGAGUCUCAGCAUCAAGAAGCGAAGUGUUUUUGGGGAUCUGUUUGGAUUCUGA